This is a messenger RNA of Filobasidium floriforme, 417 nucleotides long. RefSeq names its product riboflavin aldehyde-forming enzyme. Bases 1 to 417 code for a protein of 138 amino acids. The transcript is spliced from 2 exons. Lineage: Eukaryota; Fungi; Basidiomycota; Tremellomycetes; Filobasidiales; Filobasidiaceae. The record is from RefSeq and is a predicted model, not a curated record.
AUGUUCGGAUUCACCAAGGUCACCAUCAUCUCCGUCCUCGCCUCUUUGGCCAUGGUCAACGCCGCUCCCGUCGCCGAGGCUGAGCAGGCCCACGUCCUCGAGUCUCGUCUCCAGAGGACCGGACGAUCCACCUGGUUCAACGUCGGACUUGGUAAUUGUGGCUGGAACUCCGUCGACAGCGACAUGGUCGUUGCUAUCGGCAAGGGCCUCUACGACAGGAACAACGGCAACAACUGCGGUCAAGGAGUCAGAAUCAAGGCCAACGGCAAGUCGGUCUACGCCGUCGUCGUUGACAGCUGCCCCAGCUGUGGUGACUCGGACCUCGACAUGAGCCCCGCCGUCUUCCAGGCCCUCGCCAACGGCGGUCUCGGUGACGGUGUCAUGGAGGCCAAGUGGAACUUCCUCAAGAAGAACUAG